Closterium sp. Naga37s-1 is the source of this 3117-nucleotide messenger RNA. NCBI's taxonomy places the organism in Eukaryota, Viridiplantae, Streptophyta, Zygnematophyceae, Desmidiales, Closteriaceae. The record is from the annotation of a GenBank genome assembly.
AUGGCAGACGUCGACAUGCCCGACGUUGGUCCCCCAACCGACCACAUUGAGACCUCUACCCCCGAAGAGACGCUCAAGUUACUCUACGAUCUUGAUGCACUGACACAGAUUCCAGAAGGGGAGUUCACCAAGGACAUUCCCCCACCGCCGAUAGGAGAGUUUACCAAGCCAGCUAGUAAGUCCACACCGACGCAAGAUGGGCAGCCUGGACCUUCGUCGGUACCGGGCGGCUCAGGAAACCAGGUUGAUGAGGAGGAGGAGGAGGAGGAGGAGGAGGAGGAGGAGGAGGAGGAGGAGGAGGAGGAGGAGGAGGAGGAGGAGGAGGAGGAGGAGGAGGAGGAGGAGGAGGAGGAGGAGGAGAGCGACGACGAAUACGACGAGCGUCCUCCGCGCAGCACGAAUCCGCGCACCUUGGAAGAACGCCUCCAGCGGGAACUUGAAUACAUAGAUGACAUGCUAGAACAGGACGAGAACGAGGACGAGCAGAACAUGGCGGUGCCACGCGAACAGUGGAGAGCAGCAGACUUCGUCGAGGACGACAUGGUUUACGCAAGCAUCGACGUGCUGGUCAUAGACGCCCUACGCCACCUGCAAACCUUGGAGAAGAAUAGCACGCUGAGGCUGUACACCUCGUUCAUCUACCACUACAAGAGGUGGGCGGCGAAAAUGCUGACGCAAAUACGCGACAAGCUUCCCCAGGAGCACAGGCUUAGGCACGUCGACGAGAUCGGCCACUACAUCCGGGACAACAAGAAGAAGAAUUGGGACAAAGUGGCCGAGGUCCCCCGAGAGUACAUCUGGCUGCACGGUCCUAGGGUAACCGAAACCCGGCUGCGCGCCUAUGUGAAGUUCAUGAUACGCGAGUGUCAGCUCGAUGCCGAGUCGAUCGAGGAGGGGAACAAUGCCCCGCGAACCCAUCCGGUGCAAGGUACAACGGUGCACACGCUCCUCGGGCGCAUAAAGGCAUGCCAGAUGGCGGCGAGAGUGGAGGCGACGCUCCACCGGGAGAAGGAGCUGAGCAUCAUGCGGGAGAUAUCGGUGGUCAGAUCGGAGGUGCGGUUCAUGGUCCGCACCAAGAACGAGAGGGACGUCAAGAAUUGUGCCGACCGGCGUCGCGGCACCAUCGGCGAUACCUACACCGCCGAACAGUUCCGCCAAAUCAUGAUGAAGGUGCUGCCGACAUGGGCGGCGUCGGCGUGGAACCCGCGGGCAACCGCUCCUUCGCAGACGCUGUGGCGAUUUCUGCUCACCAAGGCGCUCACGCUACUCUCCCACCACACUCUCCUGCGAGGCGCCAGCAUCCGCGAGAUCACGCUCCCCGACAUCUUCUUGUACCGACUGGCUAGCACCUCGUCGGUGAACCCUGAGAACCAGCCGGUCGUCAUGGUGAUCGCCGCGCGGAACUCGAAGACUUCCAAGGAUGCCCGUCUUCAGCAGAGCUACGCGGCGCGACACCUGGAAGCGGAGUUGUGCGCCGUCGGCGAGACCGGCCUAUGGUUGCACUUCAUCCUCGACCAGAUCGGUCAGUUCAACGGCGUCGACUUCCUUCCGCCGCUUGACACCACCGAACGCGAGCGCUGGUACAAGAAGCACCUCUUCUUCGCCCGCAACGACAAGGAGCAAAAAGAGCUCUCCGCCUCCAGCCACCAACGUUGGACGCGGCAGUUGUGGACGACCAACAAGGUGUUCUGCAAGCGGAACGUGCACGCCGCUCGCGCCAGAGGUGCGCAGGAGCUAGCCAUUGAAGGGACGCCUCGCGCCGAGAUCGCCGAGCUGGGUCACUGGGCACUCGACAAGAUGACGCGUGCUUACAUCACAGCCAUUCCCGUUGGGGUGGUGAUGAAGAAGGCCGGCUACUCGGGUUGCAAGCAAGACUACUUCUUGGGUCGCAGCAGGGUCGAGCCCUCCAACAAACUAUUGGACAUCAUCGCCGAGCACAUCUUCCCCGGCGUGGAUGCUCUGCUGCGCGAUGCGGAAACGCGAGCUGCCAAAGGGAGCGACGCCAACAAAGCCGCCGUGCACUUCUGGCGUACCCUCCAGAUGAUGCGCCGCAUCGUCGCCGAGGACCUCGCGGUGAAGCUCGUCCGCACCCCUUGGCACCCGUACGUCCAAGGUUCGAAGCUCUGCCGGAUUGCCCUCUUUCAGCACUGGGCGAAAAGGGUCGAGAAGAUCGACACCGAAACGAUCAAGAAACGCCGGGACCCAACCCUCAUUCAGGCAGAGGAAAUCUCCGUUCGCUUGGACACCGAAUACCAUAACAUGUCCCUCAAGGAGAUGCUGAAGUACGAGAGGGAGCGCGCCGCGGUCGAGAAGAUCGACCUUCAGGAUGAACUCGAGAAGCGCGACGAUACCAUCGCGACGCUGACCGCCGAGAUAACCCGUCUCACCGAGGCACUCCGUGUGUCAGAAGCACGGAGGAUGCCGGAGACGCCGCCGUCGGGGAACGAGCAGACGCCGAGCGAGAGUGGCUCCGCGGAUUCGGCCAGUCCGGGGGCCAGAAACAAGAAACGGUACGAGAAACCCCCACAGACCCUCGACGAGGCUCGUUACGAGCUCAACGUGGUGCAACCUUGGCGGGAGUCAAAGACCGUGAGGGACGCUUGGCGCCUCUGGAACUCCGCCACCGCCAAUGACACCCGCCGUCUUUGCGAUAGGGUCGCCGAGCCGGGAUUCGUCGACCGCCACACCCUCCUCAAAGGUGCGACGCAGGGUGCACACGACAUGAAGGUGCGCCGCAUGCUGAAGGCCAUGGAUGCGGUGCGCCUUCUUCGCUCGAGCGACGGCGAUGCCGACACCGAAGCCGUCGUCGCUGCCCUGAACAAGAUCGCGGCGCCGGGCAUCGGGACCUUCUGCGAUGCCCUCACGGUGCUCAAACCGGGAACCGCACCGACGAAGUCCAAGGAGCCCGGCAUGGGAGUCAAGGGGCUGGGCCCCAAGUCGGUCUCGAAGCUACGUCUCGCCUGUGCGCUGGUGGCGGUCAACUUGAAGCCGACCGCUUGGGUCGCCGUCCUGUUUCCAGACACCUGGGAGGAGCAGAUGCCGAAGACCGUGGCGGACAUGGCCAAGCAGACCGCACCUGUGCUGCGUCCUCCGACGAAGCGCAAGAAGGCGGCAUGA